Megalops cyprinoides (Indo-Pacific tarpon) is the source of this 1114-nucleotide messenger RNA. Its product is annotated as heat shock transcription factor 2 binding protein. The transcript has 8 exons. Gene Ontology annotation, cellular component: cytosol. The coding region runs from base 11 to 1114 and encodes 367 amino acids. The record is from RefSeq and is a predicted model, not a curated record. NCBI's taxonomy places the organism in Eukaryota, Metazoa, Chordata, Actinopteri, Elopiformes, Megalopidae.
UCUCCUGAAGAUGAAGGGAGCAGAAUUAAAAACGGUAUCUCGACAGAAGAUAGGAUCAGAGGUGUCAAGCCAAGAAUGCUAUGUGAGAGUCAGGAAAAGAGAUCUGGAAAGACUCACCACAGAAGUCAUGCAGCUCCGUGAGUUCCUGCCCAGAGUUCUCAACGGGGACCUGAUCGAAAUGCUCCACAAAGCUCGGGCUGCAGAAUCAACGAAGGCCCGCAUUGAGCAGGAGCAGGAGCAGUUGAGGCAGGACUGCCAGCACCUCCGCUCUCGGCUGGACGCUGCGCAGAGCGAGUGUCAGAGGGAGAGAGAGGAGAAGCUGGUUCUCCGGGAGCAGCUGUGGGAGGGCCGGGAGCAGCUGCAGCAGCAGGCGGAGUUCUGCACAGCGUUAGGCGCGGCCGCCUGCACGCUGCUCUGGAGCGCCUCCAGCAGGGAGGAGGCCGUCAAGGACAUCCUAACUGACGGCAAGGUGGAUGCUUUCCUGACUGUUGCAGGGCAGACUCUUGAGAGCUUUGUGAAGUCUCUGGGGGAGGAGGAGACGAAGGCAGAGCAGCAGGACCUCUGCUCCAAUGAGAGCCGGUUUGUCCUGGCACUGGCUGGCACCAUCACCAACAUAGCUGCGGUGACGUGUGGGCGGGACUUCCUGUCCACCUCGGCUCACGUCCUGUUGGACACGCUGACGCAGCUGUUGGAGAUCAUGAAGCCAGGGGUGUGCCCGAAACUGAAAGUGUUGAUGCUGAUGGCUCUGUAUAAUGUCAGCAUCAAUGUGAAAGGUCUGCAGUAUAUCAGCGAGAGCCCGGGACUCGUUCCACUCAUCUGCUCCCUGCUCCAAGACGCGGACCCCGAGGUGUGCCUCCACGCCCUGCGGCUGCUGCAGUCCCUGCUGCUGGAGCAGGGGGUGCUCGCCCGCCUCGCCCCCGAGCUGAUGGACGCCCUCCCCCUCGCCCGGAUACGGCAGCUCUCCGCCAGCGGGCACGGCGCCCUGCGACAGGCUGCCCGGGAGACGCUGGAGGACCUGGAUGCUGCCGGCGCCGUGCAGGACGGACAGCGCCCCCUACAGGGAUGCUCCCCACGCCACGGAGGAGAGGAGCCGUGGCGCAGCAGAACGGCGUGA